AUGAGGAUCGCGCGUGUGAUCACGGUCUACAUUGCAUUAAUAUCAACAUUCCUUGGUGCAGAAACCGUGCGUUCAAAGAGAUGGCAGGAGCCGAAGGAGAAUCUGCCGCAGCUGAAAUCGGAAAAUGAGACUGACCCUAGAAAGAUAACGUUUACCACCUCUCAACCAGAAACAUAUCGACAGAAAGCAUCCCCUAAUCAACAUAAAACACACUCGAAUGUUUUCGUUGGUCCAAGUAAAAGAUUUAUCAAAAUUCGUCCAGGUCGUUCGAUGUCAUCAGGACUUCGUGAGCCAAUUCGGUUUAAAGGAAACCGACGUCGAAGGCAACUCCAACACUCUGGUGGCAAGACAGGUAACAUAGGGCGAUCAUACGAACUGAACGAGAACUACAUUGAAAAUCAGCAUAUAGAGACCGUGCAGGGGCCAGCGGAAGCUUUCGAGGAAGGAGCCAUUCGCAUCGAGCCUGUCUAUCGAGUGACGAAAAACAAGAACAUCUUUGACUCGAUCGUGGACAUAAUUCGACGUGUGAUCGAUCCUCCAAAAUCCAUGGGUCCUCUCAUUGGGCCAUUUGAUUUCCCAGGCGUGGGUGAUAAAGUGUACAUAAGACUCCUGGAACCAGUGAACUCAGAUCAUUUGGUGGUACGAUUAAUAUCACACUUACCGGCUACCGAAAUUGAGUCGACGUUCGAUAAAAAUAUCCUUCCCUCCAGCGAAGUGAUAGAGCACGCGGAGAUCCCGUUGGUUGACCAUGGAUCUCUUCCUUUGUCAAACGAUGGACUGAUCGCAACCUACAAUCAUCAUACCAAUGUUCAUCAGAUGUCAUCGGACAGUGCAUUAUCAUCUAGUAAUAAUGUUAUUAAAGUUUCAAAACCAUCGACUAGCUUUGCUCAAAAUAGUGAACACGCGAAUAGGAACUCUAUAGAGGGCCACAGAAUGAGAACAUACAAGUUAAACUUUAAGCAAGGCAAUGUAAACGGUGUCCAGCAGAUCAUCAAUCAUCACAAGCAGAAUCCUGCUUUGGUUGCAAUAGUUAGGAACAACCAUGCCAACCCUAUUUCUCGUUUGGCGACAACUGAUCGGGUAAACAGGACCCAAGGUAGCCUACAUCCUCAGGCAAACGGUUUCCAAGACAGCUCCGAGUAUAUGAAUCAGUUUUACCUACCAAGUGCUAAUGAAUCCAGUAACGAAAAUUCGAAGCUGUUGACCGUCGAUUUUCAGCAGUUACAGGAUCCGAGGAACUUCUCUGUACCCAUGCAAAUGGUUUACCAUAAUCCUACUCCCUCGUUCAAAGCGUUUUCAAGUGACGAAUUCCCAAAUCCACAGCAAAUGCCAAACUUCAACGAUCAACAGGCUCCAUCGAAACAUAUCUUCAACGAAUCCAACGAAGAGCAACCAAAAUACAGCAUCCAGUUUGCUAGCAAGAAUAUGAGGUACCUCAAUCUAGAUGGAAGCGUUGAGCCAGCCAUUAAGAAGGAUAGCGAAGAGAGGUUCGAGCCAAUGGAGCUGGGCCCUAUUUUCUCAAAGGUACCUAGAUCAGCUGAUCAUCAUUGGAAAGCAAUUGAAUCGUCGGCGAAUAAGCAGAGCCACAUGGGCUUACAAAAAAGGAACGACGACAACGGUGACGCGUUCUUAAGGUCGUUUCGGAAGUCAGUCGAUGACAGGAUGAAUUAUUCACUAGGCACAGUAGCGAAUAAGACAGUAAUAAGGUCCGGGAAGCAAGGGUCGAAGUGUUGUUCGCAAGAAGAAGUGGAGAAUAAGAGCACGAAAACUGGUUCCGAUGAACAGCAUAGAAGUGAGUCGGGUAUAAAUAAUUCAGCUAGUAGCGUGAAAUCCUCAACGAGAAUCGGAUCGGCGAACAGAUCUCUGCUGUAG
Messenger RNA from Eufriesea mexicana, 1872 nucleotides. RefSeq lists its product as uncharacterized. The record is from RefSeq and is a predicted model, not a curated record. NCBI's taxonomy places the organism in Eukaryota, Metazoa, Arthropoda, Insecta, Hymenoptera, Apidae. Bases 1 to 1872 code for a protein of 623 amino acids. The transcript is spliced from 3 exons.